GUGAGGUUUCUCUGAACGAGGUCCUGUAGAAUGUAGCAUCGGGUCGAUGUAGUAUGAGGUGUUUUGUGCCGGCUGCUUUUCUGGUACACCUUUCGAUGCGAUUGCACGUUGGAUCCGGCAGUGCAGUAGGACUGGAGUGCAUCUUUCUUCGCUCGCCAUAUUUGUUCCGGAAGAUGCCGCAUAUGGCAGCUGGGCAAAGAUUUGACUGUGAAUUUGGGUCCAGAAGAUACUUGUGACGAUCAAAUCUGCCUCGCGAUCCUGUAUAUCUCCUUCCCGCGAAUUGUUCUGUGCAUACUUUCCGACGCAAUCCUUCAAAGCUUCAGCCGCUCAGAAGUCUCAGAUGCCUGUUUGUCUUUCGAAGUCCUUUCGCAGAAGCCCCGGAUGGUGUGUGCACGCUGGAAUUUUACCGAACCGCCACCAGGCGCGAUUAGAGCGCUCGUGGCCCAAAUGAAAGUCUUCUGGGCAGGAUAUAAGUGGACCGUGGAGGUCAGAGAAUAUCAAGACGAUGCUUUUCUUCUUGGCUUUGGUCCUCGACUUCUUUCUGGCGGCCAGUGGCGCGCUCGUGCCGGACCGUGUGUCCAGAAUCAAGGAAUCUAUCGACGCCCCGCCUGCGGGAUGGACGCGGAUCGACCGAGCGCCGCCUCAUCUGUCUGUGCGGCUGCGGAUUGCCUUGAUGCAGGGUCAAUUUGAUGAGCUUGAGCGCCGACUGUAUGAAAUCAGCGACCCGGACCAUGCUCGCUACGGCGCGCAUAUGACGAAACAGGACGUCGAAUCGCUCGUGCGGCCGCGCUCGACGACGCUGGCUCUCGUCGACGAGUGGCUUGCGACAUUCGGAUUCAACACAACCACUCUGGACCGCUCGCCCGCUGAGGAUUGGGUGACGCUGACGGUCCCCGUGCCUAUUCUGGAGCAGAUGCUCGACACUGUGAGUUGUCGACCGACGCGUUGUCAGCAAGCACUGAGCGGAUCUGCAGGAAUACUUUAUCUGGCGACACGACGACGGGGAGCUUCUUGCUCGUACGACGAGCUACAGUCUGCCGGGGUACCUACACGAGCACGUUGAGCUUAUCCAGCCCACCACGAUGUUUGCGCGAUCACCGAAGCGGGUAGCAAGGCCCGCGGAGGAUAAGCAUGCCGUCGACUCUGACUGCGGAACAAUGAUCACGCUCGCCUGUCUGAGGCAGCUUUACAGCGCGGAUGGAUACACCCCGAGGGCCCCCAAGAAGAACGCGAUCGGCAUUACGGGGUUUCUCGAUCAGUACGCUAAUCACAAGGAUCUGGCUUCUUUUUACCGCGAUCAGCUGCCCGAGGCUGAAGGCUCGAGCUUUCGGUUCGUUUCGGUGAACGGCGGUGCGAACAACCAAAGUCUGUCGGCUGCUGGAGAAGAGGCGAAUCUCGACGUGCAAUACGCGCUUGGCCUCGCCUACCCGACCCCGGGGACGUUCUGGUCGACGGCCGGGAAUGGCCCAUUCCACCCUGACGCUCGGGUGCAUGAUCCGGACAACGAGCCUUACAUGACUUGGCUUGAUCAUGUUCUCCGCUCCGACCGCCUUCCGCAGACCAUAACGACUUCCUAUGCGGACGACGAGCAGACCGUUCCCAGUGCUUACGCACGACGCGUCUGCAAGCGCUUUGCCGAACUAGGUGCGAGUGCUGUCUCGCCACCCGGGCGCAUUAACACCCGCACACACGGUAGGCUGUCGAGGUGUCUCGGUGAUAUUUGCGAGCGGAGAUUACGGUGUCGGGGACGGAGAUCCUGAAGCAGAGUCACAGCAAUGUCUCAGUACGACGAGGCAUCGGACAAGAUUUAUCCCAGCGUUCCCAGCCUCCUGUCCCUAUGUGACUGCGGUCGGUGGGACGAUGGGUAUUCCAGAGGUGGCGGCCGCUUUCAGUGGCGGCGGUUUCAGCGAUUACUUUGAGAGGCCAGCGUAUCAGCAUAAGGCUGUCGAGAGAUAUCUCCACAAGCUUCCCCCCAAGACGUACGAGGGACUGUUCAAUCGGGGCGGAAGAGGGAUCCCAGACGUUUCGGCGCAAUCUCACAAGUUCUCCAUCUACUGGCAGGGGAGCCCGAUCACCAUUGGCGGCACCUCGGCCUCAGCCCCGACCUUCGCGGGAAUCGUCGCCCUCCUCAACGACGCACGGCUGGCCCGGGGCCGACCGGCGCUCGGAUUCUUGAACCCGCUGUUGUAUAAACGUGGGGUACAUGCGCUGAAUGAUAUCGUCGAGGGGAGAAAUCCGGGCUGCGGGACCGGUGGAUUCAAUGCUACAGAGGGUUGGGAUCCUGUCACUGGACUUGGGACGCCCAACUUCCGGGAGCUCUUGAAGGUCGUGCUGUGAAGCGCUGAUAUCGUCAAUUGCAUGCAUGCAAUGGAUUCUGAUCUGCGUAGAUUGUACAUAUGAGACUCCGAGAGCGGACCGGCGGCCCCGUACCUAUCUUAUUGAUCGAUCGUACUAGUUGUUGACAGCGUCUACCGGCAACGCCCGUUAUCACCUUAGCUAUUGCGACCGAAACGAAAACCCGAUUUUUUUCCCGGACCAACGCCAUUCCCUGCUAUACCCCUCUCUCUCUCGGUGCCUAUUUUUGAAGGCGGCUUUUCAAAUAUGAUCCCGCACACACGGACAGAUUCUCCACACGCCGGACACGAGGGUCCAGCCGGGCCUGAUGACACCGAUCUUGCGGCUGGCGUGAUAUCUCUGAUUGCAGAUCGUCAAGGCUUCAGGAACAGCCUUAUCGACCUGCUUGAGUAAUUUUAAGCCUCAACUUGUUGGUGGGUCGCGCGCGCUUGCAGGUCCGGCCUUGCGCCCGUGUUCCCCGCCCGUCCAUUCGUCUGUUCGUCGGCCCACGCGACUGUCCGAUGCCUGGGCCUAUCGUCAUUGCCAACACGAGCGAAUUCCCGCUGGACCAGGCCAUUCCGGACGUGUAUUUUACGCGAGUGGAGAACUACAUCCUAUAUGCGACGGCGACGCUGCUUAUCUACGAGAUUCUGGUGACCUUCGAUCAAGAGGUGGAACGCGUCUGGUCGUGCGUGGCGUGCUGCUCUCUUCCCAGAAUUUUUGGGCUCACAUUUCGAUCGCGCAGUCUCCGAUGGCGCCUGCCGAAGUUUCUGUUCUUCCUGAAUCGAUAUGUGGCACGAAUACUUCUAAUCAUGAACUGGAUCUCGAGCGCGUGGCCGACACCGUCGCCAGAGUUCUGCCACUUAUACGUGUACUGGCAAGCAAUUCCGUCACGGCUAGCCAUCCUUGCCGCCCAAGCAGUGAUGGUCAUCAGAUUGUGGGCCAUCUAUAACAACAGUCGGCUCAUGUUCGUGGUUCUAAGCACACUGUUCGCAGCGGAGACGGCGGCUCUCGUAGGGUUCUUGUCCUUGGCAAUCCAAGAAACACAAGGAGCUCUGGAUCCCCAGCCACUAGGAUGUGAUCUUCGUCCGCUGAGCCCUCAUCUAGGCCAAUAUGCCAGUGCUACUUGGAUAGCUCCCGUCUGCUUCGAAUUGAUCAUUGUCAUCAUCACGUUGCUGAAAGUGACACCUCCUCUCCCCAUGAAAUACAUGAGACGGUGGCCCAUCCUGAUCAAGAUAUUCCCCUUGGCAAUAGGUCCCGGCAAUGUAACACUGGAUCUGCUUGCCCGAGAUUCUCUAAUUUACUUCGUGCUGAUAUUUGCUCUCACGCUUGCCAAUGCGCUGUUGUACGAAAUCGCGUUCGAUUCUUAUUUCCGAUCUGUCCUACUCGGGUACGCAACCGCGCAUAUUUCCCCGAACUCAUCAUGACCAUGAGCCAAGCCCGACGGCAGCAAUAUCGUGCAUCGCGGUGUCGAGCAUGAUUAUCAAUAUCCGCUCGAUGCAUGGACCCGCGAUGAGCGAAUUCGACACCGAGCUCCGGCAAUCCAAGACCACCACGGCAGAAGCCGGCAUGCUCGUUUUCGCCGACUCGUACGCAGCAGACUUCGAUGUGGGCAUCUCGCCUCACGCGACUUCGCAUCGCCCGCGACGCUCGAGCGCGAGGGGACGUGUGACUAGCGAGGAACGAGACGAAGAAGAAGACGGAUUGGAGAGCGACGAGUACGAGGCGUACGAGCUGAACGAGGUGGACGAGAGUUCUGUGAAGGAAGUGUAGGAUAUCUAUUGCUAUGUAUUCAGGUUCUUUGGGGUCAGUGUUGGACAUCGAAAGUUUCGAGACCAAUCUAGCCACGUCCAGGACUCGAAAAGCUGGGAAAAACGGCGUCAACACACACAAUUGAACAAACCAUCGUGACCUAAACAUUGAUCUGGGUCGGUCCAGUGGCGUUCAUCCGACGGAUGCAAUGGAAACAAAGUUGACUGCGGAGCGGGGGAAGAUGUUUAUAUAGACAUGGAGUCCACACACACGCGCCACACUUGCUAGGUCAGCAGUGACGACGUGCCAGGCCCGAGAACGUCCGGCGAAAUGCUGAUUGGGCGUCGGGAUGUCGAGGGCAAAUCCGACAGCGAGGCGUUGAGACACAUCGAUGGAUAUCUGCCAGCAUCACGGCUGGACUUGCUGGUGCCGAAGCGCCUUGCGAUCGCCAAAGUCGCAGGCUGGGUGUUCGAAAGGGAAUCUCAUGCGCGGGUUCGGGCUCCAUGAGAUCUGGAGAGCAUGGCGAUGAAGGGAUGGAUCACAGAGAAUGGAAGUGAGCCCUGCUGGAUCCAGCGAGAACAUCAAGACGUGCUGGGAAUGCUUGAAAGACAGCCCAUCAGAACGGCAGGGCACAAGCACAAGAGGACGCCGCGUGGCCGGCGCUUCAGGUUCAUGACAUUCAAUACUUGCCGGACGAAAGUUUGGCCCGGCGUCCGUCCCCUCUGGACCAGCCAUCUAGAUCCUCGCCGGAGACUGCGGUGCUAUCGACUGGUUUCUGUUCUUGAUUUUUCGAUCGGUCUAUUUCGCGAUCGCAAUCAGUGGCAAGUACGACGCAGGGACACGGAGCAAGUUCCCGAUAAGCUAUGUGCUGAACGAGAUGCGGAGGGACCGAGCUAUCGAGGGAUCCGGGUGCAGGGAGGGCUUGAGGAAGAAACGUGACCCCACAGGAUCUCGACUCCCAGUCUCGAACACGGUUGAUGUGAAAAACCAGAUUUGUUGCCGGCGCCCUGAUACAUAUACAUAGCUUACAACUUCUGACGCUCGAUCGCGAAGACAAUUCUCUUCGUUUUCACACCCAAAAUCCUCGUCCAGCCCUGGAGUCGUCUACUGCCACCACCACCACGCCCACCAUCCCCACCGUAUCCCCCUCCUUCGCUAAAAUGGCGCGCACGCACAGGCGAUCGCCGUCACCGGGCCCCACCGACGCAACGCUCGCGAAGAAACUGAAAUCGACGCACGUCUCGCAGGUCCUACCCACGGUUAACGGAUCCCCGUUCUCGAACGGGCAUGUUAACGGCUCGAAUGGACACACACCCGGCGCACCUGUCGACCCCACGUCGCGUUUUGCCGAGGACGUACUCCUACACUCCACAAUCGCCAAGCUGAAUUCGGCAUACGAAGGGAGCGCUCCGUUCAAGUACGCGGUAGUGGAAAAGCUCUUCCAGGACGACCUGCUCCAGAAGGUCAAGGACGAAUGCAUGAGCGAACUGAGCUUCACAGAGAAGGAGACGGACAUCUACAAGGUGAACCAAACCGGCGACCUGGCGUCGCUGAACUUCCUCACGUCCUCCCAAAUAUCGCUUCUCCCGAGUCUCCUCGCGCUGCGCGAUGCGCUCUACUCCCCCAAGUUCCGCGAGUUCCUGCGCGCCGUGACAGGGUGCGGGCCGCUCUCUGGCACGAAACGCGACAUGUCCGUCAACUCGUAUACGCGCGGGUGCCACCUGCUGAACCACGACGACGUGAUUGGCUCCCGGCGCGUCUCGUACAUCCUCUACAUGCCCCUGCCGCAUUUCCAGUACUGGCAGAAGGACUGGGGCGGGGCGCUCGAGCUCUACGCAACCGUCGUUGGCCCCGACGGCGAGCGCGAGCCCGUGUGCAUGCCGAGCAAAAGCAUCCCCCCGAGCUGGAAUCAGUUCAUCUUCUUCGAGGUCCAGCCGGGCGAGAGCUUCCAUUCGGUGGAGGAGGUUGUUGUGGGUGGAGAAGGCGAGGACGGGCGUGCGCGGUUGAGCAUCAGCGGGUGGUUCCACGCUGCGCAGGAGGGCGAGGACGGGCACGUUCCGGAACCAGCGGAAGGUGUGCCCAAAAGCUCGCGUGAGCAGCUGGCUAUGAGCUCGACUGCGUUCAAAGAAUAUCCUACAGAUCUAGAGCCUGAGGAGGCCUUGUCGGAGGAACACACGGCUUUCCUCUCCGAAUUUCUAAAUCCAGUCUAUUUGCAGCCGCGCACGAUGAAAGCGCUCGCAGCCCGAUUCGUGGAAGAAUCCUCGCUGGAACUGCACUCGUUCCUCUCCAAUGAUCUGGCACAUGCUCUGGGGCCGAGAUUACGCGAGCUGGACGCCGCUGAUGGUCUAGGCCCAGAUCGACUCGGGAAAGUUCCGCCCCACGAGUCGGGAACAAAGGGAGCGUGGGAUAUCCGGGGGCCACCCCACAAGUGGCGCUACUGCACGCUUCGGCCCCACGACGCGUUGGCCCCGGUGCAGGCCGUGACACCCCUGGCUGCCGGAUCGUCCGACGACAUCCUACGGGCUGUCCAGGACGAGCUGUUCUCCUCGCCAGCCUUCCGAGCCUGGAUCGCGAUUGUCUCGCGAUUGCUCCCGACACGAUAUGCAGUGGAGGCCCGGCGAUUCCGGCCCGGGUUGGACUACACCCUUGCGACGAGCGAAGAGAAGGAGGCCCGGCUGGACGUGGUGCUCGGACUGACGCCGGAGGUGCUCCAGGAAGACGCCGGCCCAGAUCCAGCAGGCAAGAAACGGACUCGCAAAACCCGGGAGGUCAAGCCCCGCGGCUGGCAGGCAGCAGAAUGGGGCGGCUGGGAAUGCUACAUGGCGCCGCACAACGAGGAGGACGAUCCCGCCGUCUACCGCGCGGGGACCAUCAAAAAGCCUGCGAGCGCUAAUGCCGAUACGAACGGGCACGCCAAUGGGAACGAGGACAUCGAAGAUGGAGACUCGGACGGAGAAGCCGAGGGACGUGAAUCGAUGGAGGUCGACGGUGAAGAGGAAGAGGACAGCACCCUGCUUACCGUUCAGCCGGGGUACAACCGGCUGUUGCUGGUUCUGCGAGACGAGCGCGUGAUGCGCUUCGUGAAGUACGUCUCCGCGCUCGCCGAGGGCUCGCGGUGGGACGUCUGCGGUGAAUACGAGGUCGGGAUGGUCGAGCAGGACGCGGACGGAGAUGGAAGCGCCGACGAGGACGAGAACGGGGCCGAGUGAUCGAUCUACACUAUCUUUUCAUCCUACAUACAUAGUCGUACUCAUACUAUUCAGGGGUAUUCGAAACGAACACGCUAAUCACGGGGCAUGUAGUCUGUAUCCAUCCGCCUUUCUUAUGUAUAACCUUUGUUUUCCCCCGGUCUCCCUGGGCAGCGCCUCAGUUCGUUCAGCCACUAGAGGGAUGCAGAGUCGAUCAAGUGCCCCUUCGUUCAACAUAUAGCAUAACAACUUCUUGUCCAAGGCUGCAACUGCACUAGCUGAAUCACAAUCCUGAACCACAGCAUCCGAGCAGUCUUCUCAGAAGGAAAUCACUACACUCCAUCAACCAAUUAUUACGUCGUGCAUGCACUCACUAGUGCUGUCCAAAAGUCAUUACUGAGAUGGCAGGGAUGAUGCUUCGACGGCUGCAUUUCUGAGAACAAUUCCAAGAUUCGGAGAUCUGCAACCUCUUCGAAUCUUCUCGUGGUAAAAGUACAUAGCAAGGAUUACAGAGCGAGCGUAAGAUAGAUAUGCGGCAGUGGCAGAAGUCGAACGAAACAGAAUCACUUGGAACCAAAUGAGAAGCUGGGCGUAGUAGAUCCAUUGGCUCCAGCCGCGGGCGCAGUCGAGUUGCUGCCAAAGCUGAAAACAGGCGCAGGCGCAGUCGUCCCUGCACCAAAUGCGCCCGGUUUCACACCGAACGGACUGCCCGCAGGUGUCGUCGAGCCACCAAAAGCGAACGUACUCGCCGCGGCAGGUGCUGGUGUGGCCGCCGUCCCUGACGUCGCUGCCGGUGCAGCCGUCGUCGACCCGAAUGCACCCGUUGCAAACGGACUGCUGGCCGGUGUCGCAGCGCCACCGAAUUUGAAUGCACUAGCUGGUGCUGGUGCUGUCGUCGUCGUGGUGCCGUCGCCGCGGCACCAAAGCUGAAACCGCUAGCUGGAGCCGGCGUCGCCGUCGUCGGAGUGGUGGCCGGUGUCGAUCCGAAUCCACCCGCGACCGCACCCCCAAACGCAUUGGCCGGCGGCUGCUUCACCUCCCCAUCCUUCACGUUCGAAAAACUGAAACCCGUCGUCGCUGGCUUGUCAGCAGCACCACCGCUCCCAAAUGCAAACGGCUUAGGAUCCCCCAACGCGCCAGACAGACUGGAUAUGGCCGCAGGUUGACUACCGAACACAGACGCCGGGCCAGCACCACCAAACACAGAGGGUGUCUCAGCUGCUUUGCCACCAAACACAUUCGCAGUCUCAGCGGGCUUCCCGAACGCAGACUGUGCCGGCUUCCCAAACGCAGAUUCCGUGUCAGCCGGUUUGGCGCCGAAUGGUGAUGCAGAAUCUCCAAAAGCAACAGCCGGUUUAGUCGUCUCCGCGGGCUUUGUCGCAUCUGCUCCCACCAAUGGCGCAGUUUUGCCAGCACCGAAAGCGGACGCGAACGCCGUCGAUGAAGGGCCCGCAGUGGUACCGUCCGCUGGCUUAGCACCGAACCCUGAACCACCACCAAACGCGAAAUUGGGUGCCUCCGCUAUUGGCGGCACAGUGGUCGCAGCUGCUGCUGGUUUGGUUGCUGCCGGUUUAGCAUUCGCCGUCACCGCCUUGAACGAAAAGCUUGGGGUCGCAGUGGCAGUUGCAUCAGCGCCAGCCGCAGGGGCGGCUACAGGGGCAGCUUUCACCGGAACUGGGGCGGCCAACGCAGCGGGUUGGGGUUUCGCAGCCGGAACACCGAAAGCAUUAUUCGUCGUGGACCCAAACGCACUGCCAGCAGGAGGAGCAAACGCACUACCACCAGCCACCGGCGGUUUGGGAGCGCUGGAAGGGAAGGCCGACUUUGCUGCUUCACCAGCGCCUGCCUUCUCCGCAGGUUUACCUGCCAUCCGAGAUAACAACGAUCCGCCGGAUGCAGGAGCCGGUGGUGCCGGAGCCGGAGCAGUUGCCUUCUGGCCAAAGGAAAACGUAGGUGCAGCUGGCCCUGACGGUGCCGGUGCCGGUGCCUUCUGAGGGAGCCCAAACGCCGUCGACGCCGGUCCUGGCGCUGACGGUGCUGAGGCCGGUGCCGAUGUCUUCUGGCCAAAUCCAAACGGCGAUGCAGCUGGAGCUGGGCUCUGCACCGGCACUUUCUGACCAAACCCAAACGCGGAGUCGGAUGUUUUCGCUACUUGAGGUACUUGAGCAGACGGGAACGGAUUAGCAACCCCCGGUGCCGGUGCCGGUGCCGAGGCUGCUCCCGGCGUUGGAGAACCGAAAAAGUUGUUAGCGGCCGGCAGCUUCGGCGCUGUAGGGGCCGCCGCUGGUGCAGCGAAAAAGUUGGUUGUAGCAGGCUUGGUAGCGGCAGGUGCAGGCGACGAGGAUUUUGCUGCGGCCGUCGCCGGCGCCGCAAAAAAGUUGUUGCCAGGCUUCGCUGGCGGCGCCGCAAACAAAUCUUUCCCAACAGCAGCAGCAGCGUUGGGUUUCGCCGCGUCCGCCGCUGGAGUAACAGUUUUCGGGGCCCCCAGUGAGAAAAAGUUGUUGCCUGCAGGUUUAUCGCCUGGCCCGGGUUGGGCUGCUGGGCUGCUGGCCGUGGCAUCUUUUGCAGGCGCACUACCAAACGAGAACGGACUCUUGCUUGCCCCCUCUGGUGCUGGUGCCGGUGCUGGCACGGCCUUUGCCGGUUCCGGCGCCGUGAUCGCAAUCGUAGGCACCGUCGCCACCGCCAGCUUCUCCUUUUCCUUUUCCUUCAGCCGAGCCUGGUUCACCUCCCGCAUCUUGAGCAUCGCCUUGGCCUCGAGAUCCUGCUUCUCCCACUUGGAAAACGCACGCCGCGGACUCGGUCGGGAAGCCACAUUGUUCGUGCUGUCGACCAGAUUCGC
Molecule: messenger RNA, 10116 nt
Organism: Mycena citricolor
Lineage: Eukaryota; Fungi; Basidiomycota; Agaricomycetes; Agaricales; Mycenaceae
Source: the annotation of a GenBank genome assembly